Pristis pectinata (smalltooth sawfish) is the source of this 1281-nucleotide messenger RNA. It is a transcript of the gene esrrb, whose product is annotated as estrogen-related receptor beta. Gene Ontology annotation, molecular function: DNA-binding transcription factor activity; zinc ion binding; sequence-specific DNA binding. Lineage: Eukaryota; Metazoa; Chordata; Chondrichthyes; Rhinopristiformes; Pristidae. Gene Ontology annotation, biological process: regulation of DNA-templated transcription. The record is from RefSeq and is a predicted model, not a curated record.
AUGGGGAAAGUGGUUUAUCUGGAUUCUCAUGGGGAUAUGCUGAAGAAUUACUCAGCGGGUGUCUGCCACUCCGUGUCGCAGGUGCAGAAGGGGCAGAAUCCUACAGCUGAGGACAUCCCCCCAGUUGAUGACGUGUCCAUCAGUGUCCGCACCCAAUCAGCGGACACCCCGAUGGCUCCGACCAUCCGCACCGAUGUUCUCUGCCCCACAGCCUGUGGCCGGGUCCUGGAUGGAUCGAUUCAGACGCAGAGUGUGGAUGGGCUCCUGGCCCCGACAGGGAGAGUGCAGUACCGGCCCAUCCUCCUCCCCUACAAUAAGAUUGAGUGCAGCUCCCUCCCCGGUGGUACACACUACUGGACGGGGAACAUCGGGUACACCUGUCCCGCCAACAAGCAGUGUGAAAUCACCAAGCCCCGGCGCAAGUCCUGCCAAGCCUGUUGAUUUCUGUGUCUGAGGGUGGGAAUGUUGAGAGAAGGUAAGAGACUAGACCGUGUGCGAGGAGGACAUCAGACAUACCGGCGGCGACUGCCUGUGGAUCCGAGCACCGAUGUCUGGGUGUGGCCGUUCCCACUGGCCCGAUGGCCCUUGGGUCAGAUGGUGUCCCACCUCCUGCUACUGGAACCACCGAUGCCCGAGAGCGAGGUCAAGGUGCUGACCACCCUGUGUGAGCUCGCUGACCGGGAGCUGGUCGCCAUCAUCAGCUGGGCCAAACACAUCCCAGGUUUCAGCCGCCUGUCCCGGCUGCAGUGGUGCUGGAUGGAGGUGCUGACGCUGGGGGUGGUGUAUCGCUCGCUGCCGCACCCAUGGGUGCUGGUCUACGCCAAGGACUAUGUGAUGGACGAGGGUCUGUUGCACCUGGCGGGGGUCCCGGACCUCUACACUGCGCUCCGGCGCCUCGGCCUCCAGCUGGAGGAGUUCGUCACCCUCAAGGCCAUCGCCCUUGUCAACUCCGAUGGGUGCUCCUGGCACCCCAGGGUGGGGGGCCCUCGGGAUGUGCCACAGCUGGAGCAGGCGGCAGCGGUGCAGCAGCUGCGGGACGGGCUGCUGGAGGCUCUGCUGGGGCUGGUGAGCGGCCGACACCCCGAGGACGGGCGCCGGGCGGGGGGGCUGCUGCUCGCCCUGCCCCUCCUGCGCCAGACCGCCGCACAGGCUGUGCAGCACCUCCUGCAGCUGCAUCCCCGUGCACACACCCUUCCUGCAGAUGCUGGACCGCGCCUGACCACAGCUGGACAACAUCUGGACCCGAUGGGAAGGGCACAGCUGGGCAACACCUGGACCUGA